UUCCUUUCCGUUUACGUAACAGCGGGGCACCACUCAGGCCUGGCUCCAGACCCGGAAGUGCUAGUGGGAGGGCAGCGGAAAGUCUGAGUUCUCCCCUAGCAACCGCUGUAGAGCGCCCUUAGCAGCGGCGGCCAUGCCGGUGUGGGUGCGGGAUUACAGUUGGCGGCAGACGGACACUGCUGUUUUCCUCUCCGUGCCGAUGCGGGGUGUCCGGGUCACCCAGGCAAACAUCUUCUGCACUGACCAGUAUCUGAAGGUAAAUGUUCCUCCAUUUUUAUUUGAAGCCAUUCUUUAUGCUCCGGUUGAUGACACUAGUAGUACAGCAAAGAUCAGAAAUGAGACCAUUUUCUUCACUUUAUAUAAAAAAGAAGUGGCCAUGUGGGAAUCCCUGGUUAUGGAAAAUGGUGACAAAGAGAAAAUGCAGAGAAUAAGAGAGAAUGCUGUCAUAAAAGCCCAAGAGAAGGCAGAUGAAGAGGAAAAAUCAAAAGCUGUUACAAAACGAGAACAUAAAAAAUUAGCUCUGGAGGCCACAAUGAAGCUAGAAGAAACAGAGAGAAAAAGAAUUGAAAAUCUGAAAGAAGAGGAGCGAAAGAAGGUCACUGAGGAGCUGGAGCUAUGGAAAGAAAAGCAGAGAAAUGAGGAGAAACAAAGAAGGAUACAAAGUGAAGAGAAAAUACGUAGAGAAAGGAAACUAAUAGAGGAGAAGAAAAAGCCAGAAAUAAAUAAAACUCUAAAUGCAGGAACUUCCAAGGCUAGAAGUAUACCUACAAGAGCUGGUAGUUCUGGAAGUAUAUUUUCAGAGAAGUUAAAAGAAGAAUCUUUCCCUGCUCCUCGAUCUGCUGGUACUAUUCAAAUUAAUUUCACAUCUCGGGUGUUUCCUACGGCUCUCAGAGAAUCCAGAGUAGCAGAAGAGGAAGAGUGGCUGCAUAAGCAAGCAGAGGCUCGUAGAGCAAUGAAUGCUAAUUUUUCUGAGCUGAAGGAUUUAAAUGAGGAGGAGAAGAACCCAGACUGGUUGAAAGACAAAGGAAACAAAAUGUUUGCAACAGGAAACUAUCUUGCAGCUGUAAAUGCCUAUAACCUGGCAAUUCUGUUAAAUAAUAAGAUUCCAGUACUAUAUCUGAAUCGUGCUGCUUGUCACCUUAAAUUGAGAAACUUGCACAAGACCAUUGAAGAUUCAUCUAAGGCACUAGAAUUACUGAUACCACCUGUUCCAGACAAUGCUGAUGCUAGAGUGAAAGCUUACGUGAGGCGUGGGACAGCAUUUUGUCAGCUGGAAUUGUAUGCUGAAGGUCUCCAGGAUUAUGAUGCUGCUCUCAAGAUCGAUCCUACAAAUAAAACUUUAAAACAAGAUGCUGAGAAGAUUCAACAUAUAAUUCAGGGAACUGCACAAGAUUCUUAACAAAGUCUAUGGAAUCAGGAAAACACUUAUUUCAAAUUCUGCCUAAGCCAGUGAAACCACCAGACAUUUUGUUGCUGCACUCAUCCCAGUUAUAAAAUUGGGUAAAAGAGAAGAUACUUCUCAUAAGAACUACUAUAAUUUGAGUAAAUAUAGUGCAGAAAGAGAAGUAAAUAAUACACAUUUUAUUUUCUUACCUGUUUCCAAAAUUGUCAUUUGUUUUCUUUGUAUGAAAUAUUGGCUAGCCUGAAUAACAGAACAUAAUUUAUUAUAUUUAAUUUCAAAUCUGUUAUUAAGCAAUCAAAUGUAGUCUCAUGGAUUUUUAAAACAACUUCAGUGGUUAGUCAACAUUAACCAUGUUCAUAGUUUUGCUAACAAAGUUAAAAUGCUAAUGUAGAAACGAACAGCUGUCAGAACCGUUGUGAAAUCAGAAGCCAUCCAAUUAGAAAUAUUUCACAUAGGACUAGAACUUACAUAAUUGUAUAUGAAUUUGCCCAAACAACCCUAAAACACUUUCUUAAAAAACUGGAGACAAAAUUUUCAGCUCCCAUUGAAGACAAAGUUUUCACAGCUUGGUGCCUCUCAAAAUCAGGCUAUGUAUUUAGGUGCCUAACUUUGAAUUUAGGUGCUUAACAUCAGGCACAUGACUUGGAAAAUCUUGGUCUGGGAGAGGGUUAAUAUAAUUCUUGUAAAAUGCAGUAAAAUAUUAUUUGAGUGUUAAGCAAUGUAUAUUAAAUGUUUCUAACCCAUUCAAAAAAAUUUGACCUAUAUUGAUUGAACUGACCAAACAGUUAUGAUGCAAUUGUAAUUUUGUCAGUAUUAAUGCAUUUUAAAUGAAAAACAGCAAGUCUGCUGUUGGCUAAAUACAUCUGUAGAACUUUUAUUUCAUAAUGGCAUUAAAUUAAUGUUGUUAUAAAGUG
This is a messenger RNA of Gopherus evgoodei (Goodes thornscrub tortoise), 2316 nucleotides long. RefSeq names its product dynein axonemal assembly factor 4 (gene DNAAF4). Bases 134 to 1399 code for a protein of 421 amino acids. The transcript is spliced from 9 exons. The record is from RefSeq and is a predicted model, not a curated record. Gene Ontology annotation, biological process: inner dynein arm assembly; outer dynein arm assembly; heart development. NCBI's taxonomy places the organism in Eukaryota, Metazoa, Chordata, Testudines, Testudinidae. Gene Ontology annotation, molecular function: nuclear estrogen receptor binding.